AUGAGUGUCCUACAAGCUGAACUAAUGGUCAUGGAGUUGGUCCAAGAUGAGCCAUCUAUUGCAUCAGCAUGUGUCCUGCAGAGUCCAAGUAAUGCAGCAAUUAUUCAAGACAAGCAUUCAGUUCAUGAUCAAAAGGCAAAAAGAAAGGAGACAUCCAAUCCCAAUAUUAUAUUCUGUCCUGAUCCAAAAUUCAGUGAUUUUGAUAAGGAGAGGAUAAAGGAUUGUUUUGCUGCUGAUCAAUACUGGGCUAUUUAUGAUGAUACUGAUUCUAUGCCAAGAUUCUAUGCUCGCAUCAAGAAGGUGCACUCCCCUUUCAAACUGGAAUAUACUUGGUUGGAACCAAAUCCAAAUCUAAAAGAUGAGAUUGAAUGGCAUGAUGCAGAUUUGCCUAUUGCAUGCGGUAAGUACAGACUUGGAAGUACUCAGAUAACUAAGGAUAUUGAUAUGUUCUCUCACAAAGUGCGUUGUGUAAAAGGGAGUGCUAGAGAUUCUUAUCUGGUAUAUCCCAUGAAGGGAGAAACUUGGGAAAUUUUCAGACAUUGGGAUAUAGGAUGGGCUUCUAAACCUGAAAAGAAUGCAGAAUAUCAAUUUGAAUUUGUCGAAGUCCUUUCUGAUUUUGAUGAGAAAGAUGGUGUUAAAGUUACUUAUCUGAGCAAAGUGAAAGGGUUUGUUUGUCUCUUUCAGCAAACUGUGCAAAAUGCGAAUGUUAAACAAGUAGAACCUGCAACAAACAACAAAGUUAGCAGCAAGACCUAUCUCACAAGCAAAUGCUCAUGCUGA
Molecule: messenger RNA, 780 nt
Organism: Lathyrus oleraceus (garden pea)
Lineage: Eukaryota; Viridiplantae; Streptophyta; Magnoliopsida; Fabales; Fabaceae
Exons: 1
Coding region: 1-780 (259 amino acids)
Source: RefSeq, a predicted model, not a curated record